AGCUAGCUAUAUAUAGAGAGCACCUUCUCCUUAUGCCAUAUGCAAAAAUGUCUCCUCCCCUAAUGGAAUUAAGUGCUUCCACUCUAGUACUUUACCCUGCAUCACAGCCACCACAAGAGCCUAAAAAUGAGAACAAUGGGGGCAUAGUUUUUGACUCAAAAAAUUUGCAGCAAAUGCAAGGGGAAAUGCCCAAAGAGUUCCUUUGGCCUUCUAGGGACUUGGUUGACACCACCCAAGAGGAGCUAAAGGAACCCCUUGUGGACCUAGCAAUCUUUAAGAAUGGUGACGAGAAAGCUAUUUCCAAUGCAGCAGAGCUUGUGAGAAAAGCAUGCUUGAAGCAUGGGUUUUUCCAAGUGAUAAACCAUGGUGUGGACCCAGAUCUCAUUGAUGCUGCAUAUCAUGAAAUUGACUCCAUUUUUAAGCUCCCAUUGAGCAAAAAGAUGGGUGCUAAGAGAAAACCUGGUGGUGUCUCAGGGUACUCUGGUGCUCAUGCAGAUCGUUAUUCGUCCAAGUUGCCAUGGAAAGAGACGUUUUCUUUCCUCUAUGAUCACCAAAGCUUCUCCAACUCCCAGAUUGUUGACUACUUCAAGUCUGUGUUAGGGGAGGAUCUUCAACACACAGGGAGGGUAUAUCAAAAGUACUGCGAGGCAAUGAAGGAUUUAUCUUUAGUAAUUAUGGAGCUAUUGGGUAUUAGUUUGGGUGUGGAUCGUGAGCAUUAUCGAAGAUUUUUUCAAGAUGGUGACUCAAUAAUGAGGUGCAACUAUUAUCCACCUUGCAACAGAGCGAACCUCACCUUAGGCACUGGCCCUCACACUGAUCCAACCUCACUAACCAUUCUUCAUCAAGACCAAGUUGGAGGUUUAGAAGUUUUUGUAGAUAACAAAUGGCUCGCUGUUCGCCCUCGAUCUGAAGCCUUAGUCAUAAACAUAGGUGAUACUUUCAUGGCAUUGUCAAAUGGGAGAUACAAGAGUUGUCUACACAGGGCAUUGGUGAACACAUACAGGGAGAGAAGGUCCCUUGUUUAUUUUGUGUGUCCAAGAGAAGACAAAAUAGUGAGGCCCCCAGACAAUUUGUUAUGCAGAAAUGAGGAAAGGAAGUACCCUGAUUUCACAUGGUCCAAUUUGUUUGAAUUCACACAGAAGCACUAUAGGGCUGAUGUUGCUACCCUCCAAAGCUUCAUUGAGUGGCAGCAAUGCUCUAAUUCCAACCCUUCCAACUUCUAGUUUACUUUAUUUACCCUUUGGCUGCUUAUUAUUAUUGCUUUUGCCUGUGCCUGGCUGCCUAAUGUCACCACUACUACUACUCCCUUUGGCUAAUCAUUAUUCAUUUUCCUUUUCUUUUGAAAUACCCUGUACGGAGUUUGAGUACAGCUCAUCCUGCACUUACAAACCACAUAGUGAUAUCAUGUACGGUCGUAUUUGAAUCAAGUUCCAUUUUCUGUUAUCUGUCAAUAUCAAUAUUAUGUGUAAUGUGUGUUUUGUUUUCACCCGGGGCCAGACCAGAAAAAAAAUGGUUUAAUAUGAUUGAAUUACUUAAGUGUUAUAAGGUGAUGUAAUUCCCAUGAAUGUAAUAUUAUCAGGCAUAUUACCAGACAUGGUAUUCCAAGAAAUGUAAUUUUCAUGAAUGUAAUAUUAAACCUUGAAACAAA
This is a messenger RNA of Glycine soja, 1648 nucleotides long. RefSeq names its product gibberellin 20 oxidase 2-like. NCBI's taxonomy places the organism in Eukaryota, Viridiplantae, Streptophyta, Magnoliopsida, Fabales, Fabaceae. Gene Ontology annotation, biological process: flower development; unidimensional cell growth; response to light stimulus. The coding region runs from base 33 to 1223 and encodes 396 amino acids. The record is from RefSeq and is a predicted model, not a curated record. Gene Ontology annotation, molecular function: gibberellin 20-oxidase activity. The transcript has 3 exons.